AUCUUCUCCAUACCUGGGAGUUCACAGUGAAGGUUAGGCGGGCUCUUGCUCUUGGACUGAGAGCAUCAGUUUUAGAUUUUGUACUUGCUGUACUUUUUUAUCCUCUUUCAGCAAUGACAUCAAAGAGGCAGUUUGGAUGGCGAAAGCUAUUUUUGAUAUUCACAGUACUUCCGUGCUGUUGGAGUUUGCAGGUUUCUAUUCCAGUGAGCGAAUAUGAGGUUGCAAGAGGAGAUGAUAUUAUUUUGACCUGUUCCUUCAUCCCGGCCAGACCAGUCACCAAUGCACUUGUCCUCACAUGGGAUGCUUUCCCUGAGAAUGUUGGUGAUCCAAUGGACUUGGUGGCCACCUACUUCAUAAACAAUCCGAUUGACAUUGCACCUAAUUAUGAAGGCAGAGCCUUUAUGGAGAUGGAUGGACAAGUGAGUAGACUGCGCUUAUCAAAGGUGACCAUGAAGGACAGCCGCCGUUACCAAUGCAGUGUCAUGAUCCCCAAUGAUGAUGAGGGAAAAACAGCUGCAACCACUUCCCUUUUGGUCCUGGUGCCUCCCUCUCCGCCGAUCUGCAGGAUUCAGGGAGAAGCAGCAUACUGGCACAACGUCACCCUCACCUGCAUGUCUAAUGAGGGAUCCCCAAUACCUGUCUAUGAAUGGAGGAGCUACAGUGUCAAAAAUAUUCAAAGACAAUUUCCACCUAAGACAAUUGAAAAGGAUGGAGUUCUAUCUCUCUUCAAUAUUUCAAGAGACACGUCUGGUUUCUACAUUUGCUCAUCAACAAAUCGAAUUGGUUCUGCCAGCUGCAACUUUACUUUAGCUGUGACGCCUGGCAGCAUGAACAUUGGGUCCACUGCAGGAAUAAUUGCCGGAGUCCUCGCAGGUCUCGUGUUGCUGGGGAUUGUCAUCCUCUGUUACUGCAAGAAAAAGGGCAAAAAGGAAAAGUAUGCUGAAGGUUCCCACAGAGAAGUGGAGUUUUAUGACAGAGAUGCUCCUGAAGUUGGAAAGCAGUACUGGGAUGACAAGUCAACCAGCGAGACACAGCAGGUCAACCAGCAGGAAGACAAAGACGUUGUUCCUCAAAACAAUUUCAGCGUAGGAAUGGCUGCACACAAGUUGGAGGAUGAUCAACACAGUUACUAUAGUGGUAAAGAAAGGCAUGAUGGCAAGGGCAGUGAUGUUGACUCUCGACGUUACCAGGACGACCAGCAAGAUCGCCGUCGUGGAAGUCGUGAUCGCCUUGACGAUGAACAUAGCCAUUACAGUGGAAGUCAGGAUAGGCUCGAUGAUCAGCGUAAUCGCUCCAGUGGUAGUCGGGAUCGCCUUGAUGAUCAACGUGGCCAUUACAGAGGCAGCCGCGAUCGCCUCGACGAUCAACGCGAUCGUUACGGUGGCAGCCGCGAUCGCCUCGACGAUCAACGCGAUCGUUACGGUGGCAGCCGCGAUCGCCUCGACGAUCAACGCGAUCGUUACAGAGGCAGCCGCGAUCGCCUCGACGAUCAACGCGAUCGUUACGGUGGCAGCCGCGAUCGCCUCGACGAUCAACGCGAUCGUUACGGUGGCAGCCGCGAUCGCCUCGACGAUCAACGCGAACGUUACGGUGGCAGCCGCGAUGGCCUUGACGACCGCCGUGAGCGUUCUGGUGCAAGCCGUGAUCGCCUCGAUUACAUUGACGAUCAAAACAAAAACAGGUAUUAAUAACCUUGUGUUACUGAAUGUUCUUUUAAUGCCCUAAAAAAAAUUUUUUUAUUGAUGCACUGUUUAAGGAUUGACUUAGUGCCUGGUCACAACCAAGCAAAAAAAACUGUAAAUGACCACGUAAAAGUCAGUGGCCUGGGGAAUAUAAGGCCUUGAUUUAUGUCUGAAAUUUUGAGGUACUUAAUGCUGGUCUGACUGGGUCUUUAAAAAAAGUUCAGAAAAGCACAACUUCCCUGCAAAUAUACUUCAAUCAAACCAAAUCAACCUGGUAACUUCUGACUCUGCCACACCUGUCACAGUGUGCUAACAUUUCAUUUAGCCUGCACUGAAUGAAACAACAUUGUAUGUAGUAGGCUACUGUACAAAAAAUAACAAACACGUUUUGUAAUGAUGUAAUGUUUUGAUGUCCUGAUAUAAUACAUGAGGUGGUGAGAAACACCAUGACACAAAGCAGAGGGGCAUCUGGAACCUCAAUCAAUCUGUUUCAGAGGCAUAUACUGUGGUCAAAGGUCUAUGAAUGGGUGCCCAGGGUCUUUAAUUAAAAUGUAUACCGAUAGUUUCAUCAUAUCAUUGUUAGCAUUAAUAUUGUUUGUUAGUUUUUUUCAUAAAAACCCGUGCUAAAUCACAAUGAAUGUAAAUUGGUCAUUGAACACCCCCCAAUCAUUAAUACAAUUAUUGCUCACACAUUGGGGCCACCUAUCUACUGCAGUAAUUUGGGCAAUGUUGUUAAAGCAUUGUUUCGGGGCAAAACAGAUUAUUCUUAUGUCACUCCACCAUAUACAAUGUACAUUAUCUUUGAUUUGAUCUUUUUAACAUAUUUUGUGAAUAAGUAAUAUAUAAUGAGCUAGAUUUAAAUCCAUUUUAAAACCUAUUUUUAACGUGUGUUUAAAAACUCUGUGUAUAGGUUAUUGCAUUUUUGCUUUGAAUUUGAUUUGACUCCAAAUUAUCUUUGUUUGCACCUUUUCUUGAUGCUUUUGUUUGAAAUGAUUCCCCUUGAAUGUAAGAACCGUAUUUUGUAUGUGAAGCACAUUCAAAUCGAGUUCAAUAAAGAAAGUGGGUCAAAUGUU
Messenger RNA from Perca fluviatilis (European perch), 2755 nucleotides. RefSeq names its product glycoprotein A33 (transmembrane), paralog b (gene gpa33b). Gene Ontology annotation, cellular component: plasma membrane. The record is from RefSeq and is a predicted model, not a curated record. The transcript has 7 exons. The coding region runs from base 114 to 1688 and encodes 524 amino acids. Lineage: Eukaryota; Metazoa; Chordata; Actinopteri; Perciformes; Percidae.